GGCAACUCGAUCAGCUUCAAGGUUCGCAUUAUUUGCGGUAUUGGGUGAGAACACUGGCGGUGAAGCAACUCGAACCUGAGAGACUCCUGGGGCCUGCGGCAAGCUUACGGAUACAUGUUGGGGAAUUGACCGUUGCUGCUUGAGCUGGAAACUUGCUCAGUUUGGCACGCUCUCAUGGUCUCGUCCGAGGAUGACUGCGCCAUUGAGCUUGCCGACUGCGCGGGACUUGUGCUGCGCUGCUACUGCAGUAAUCGCUCUUCGUGUUAAGAUGGCCACCCCUCACUCCUCCACUACUUCUCACAUCCGGUUGUUACCAUGGAUUCCAAGGGAGUCUCGGUUUCCGCGAACCCUUCCACCGAUUUUUCCUUCCAAGAUUCUUCCGUCUCUACGAAACCGUCGAAAGAUGACUUCUCUGUCCUGUCGUCCGAUCUCGUCUCGGAGAAGCCUCCAGAGACGACAGAAGCGAUAGACGUGGAGAAAGUCCCUGCAGCAGAACCCACUCCACCUUACACAACAUUCUCUCCUUCCCGUCAAAUUGCGAUUAUCUUGAUAGUAACUGCCGCGGGAUUCUUCUCCCCAUUAUGUGGCGCAGUGUAUCUUCCAAGUUUGAUAUUGUUCGAGAAGAUAUUCAAGACAACAAGCGCAGUGAUCAAUGCGUCAGUGAGCGUAUACUGGGCCGUCUUCGGAAUAGCCCCACUGUUUGGUGCAGCGGCAAGCGAUUAUGGAGGUAGAAAAACGGUCUACGUGAUCUCCCUCGCGGUUUUCCUGGUCUCAAAUGGACUUCUUGCGGCCCUGCCACCAACUCUGGGUGGCCUUUUCACGCUGCGUGUGUUCCAGGCUCUUGGCUCGUCCAUGGUCACUUCGAUAGGUGCAGGCACAGUGGCCGACGUGACCGAACCGGCGAGAAGAGGAUCGCGAAUGGCUAUCUUCCUCCUAGGCCCGCAACUUGGUCCGCUGCUGGGCCCGCUCAUUGGCGGUCAAUUUUCGGAUGAGAGUCGGUGGAGAUGGAUUUUUGGCUUCUUGUCCAUCGCAUGUCUUCCAGUCUAUCUUCUCAUUCUAUUUGCUCUGCCCGAAACUCUGAGAUGUCUCGUCGGUAAUGGCAGCGUAUACGCCGGCAAGGGGUGGUUCGCAAUACCGAAACUGCGGCAGAAGCAGCUGGUGGACAACAACGAAUACCCCAAACCUCCACGACCGACAUUCAAAGGCCUGUUCAGCGUUCUGCUGUUCGUUCCAAACUGUAUCGUCAGCUUCGCAUCCGCGUUCAACUUUGCUGGUCUUUCCAGUAUGUACGUCGUAUUCCCGAGAGUAUGGCAGCGGAUGUAUGGCUUUAGCGGAAGCGAGACCGGGUACACCUACAUUGCUCCAGGUGUCGCAAUCAUCCUGUCUUCUCUUCUGGUUGGUCGACUCUCAGACUUGCUCCACCGGCGGUACAAGGCGAGAAACAAUGGCAGCUCUCCCCCGCCGGAGAUGCGAGUGGACAUGCAGGUGUAUGCAUACAUGCUCGCUGCGGUGGGAAAGGUUCUGUUUGGAUGGUUUGUCUUAAAACAUUACCACGCUGCUGCUAUCUUGAUAGCUACCGCCAUAGCCGCGGGAGCUACAGGCAUGAUCAAUGUACUGUGCACCAGCUAUCAGACAGAAUGCAUGCCGACAGCGGCAGCAUCACUUGUCGCGCUUUCGGCCAUGCUGCGUAAUGUGGGUUCCGCAAUGGCUGCUGCCAUCAUUGACGCGCUCCUGGAGAAGAUGGGGUACGGUUGGUGUUUUACUGGGCUUGCGAUUCUAGACAUAGUCUGCAUCACGGGUCUUGUCUUCAUCAGGCUGCGAGGGCAUGUUUUCCGAGAGAAGCUGAAUGCUUCCAACCUCGGUGUAAGCCCGCUGGCACCGAAGCCAUGAUUCUGGAGGAAGAUUGCGGCCACCUUUGCAUGUGUACAUAAUUUUCGCGCACUUUUCUUCCUGCACAUUGAGGGCUCCUUUCAUAGAACACCUAUACAUAGCGGGGUUUCGGGGGAGGUCGGAGCUCCAUACUCGGACACGGUACCCGUAGGAACGGGUUUAUGACAAAGUAACAUCUAUCGUACCCAUUUAGUUCGUUGCGCCUUUGCAUCAUGUGUUUCCACAUCUUAUAAAACGCAAGGUGGCAUCGUCAGGCGUUGGGUUGAAGAAUGUAAGGCGAUAC
This is a messenger RNA of Westerdykella ornata, 2173 nucleotides long. Its product is annotated as MFS general substrate transporter. Gene Ontology annotation, molecular function: amine transmembrane transporter activity. Bases 316 to 1890 code for a protein of 524 amino acids. Lineage: Eukaryota; Fungi; Ascomycota; Dothideomycetes; Pleosporales; Sporormiaceae. Gene Ontology annotation, biological process: amine transport; transmembrane transport. The transcript has 5 exons. The record is from RefSeq and is a predicted model, not a curated record.